AUGGCGGACAACUUCUUAUACGAGUACACCUAUGACUUGGGCGUUAGCGAGGGCUUCUACGUAACACCCAUACCUUUACCCACAGACUUUUGUGGAGGCACCCAGCCUUGCUCCGACGACCGAGUCUUCCAGAGGGCGGAGGCUGCCGCCAGGCAUGCGGUGGAGGAGCACAACCGGAAAAGCCUCGGGAGUACUCUCGAGUUUUUGAAGAUUGUGAACCUCAACAUGCGGUGCGCGGCCGGCUUUGUGUAUUACAUCACGGUGGCGGCCCGCGAGGGAUCCGAGGACGAGGCAAGGCUCUAUGAGGUCGAUGUUUGGGACAUGAUCUUUUCGGGCUUUCGGAUCGAUAUUUUCCGGCCGGCGCCUUACUCGAUGAAACCCUCGGCACCACUCAACCCUCAAACCCCUCGACCCACUCGACCCCCAAACCCCUCGACCCACUCGACCCACUUAACCACUCAACCCUCAAACCCCUCGACCCACUCGACCCCCAAACCCCUCGACCCACUCGACCCACUUAACCCCUCAACCCUCAACCUCGGCCCUCGAGCAAUGGUCCCGGCAUUGGUUGACGAACACGCUUGGCAGAUAGCAUAUUUACGUGAUGGGUCGAACAUUGAACCAAGGGUUACGGGGCACUUGCUACUCGUAGAGAAAUUUAUGAUCCCGAGAACAGUUAACUACUAUAUAAAGGGUAAAUUCAUCAAGGAGAAGGUAAGACCUCAUUAA
Messenger RNA from Striga hermonthica, 729 nucleotides. The record is from the annotation of a GenBank genome assembly. Lineage: Eukaryota; Viridiplantae; Streptophyta; Magnoliopsida; Lamiales; Orobanchaceae.